This is a messenger RNA of Epinephelus lanceolatus (giant grouper), 2122 nucleotides long. Its product is annotated as nicotinate-nucleotide pyrophosphorylase [carboxylating]-like. Gene Ontology annotation, cellular component: cytoplasm. Lineage: Eukaryota; Metazoa; Chordata; Actinopteri; Perciformes; Serranidae. The record is from RefSeq and is a predicted model, not a curated record. Gene Ontology annotation, molecular function: nicotinate-nucleotide diphosphorylase (carboxylating) activity. Gene Ontology annotation, biological process: quinolinate catabolic process; NAD+ biosynthetic process.
UGGCUAUGUGUGCUCAGCGCUACAACUCUGCAUUCCAACCGAAAGUGAUCAACAGGAAAAGGAGAGCCACUGAUGGAAAAUGACUCUGCCCUCACACAUAGCAGCCCACUCAAUCCCACCUCACACUCUGACCCGGCUGGCACGAGAGUGGCUGGCAGAGGAUACACCAAACUUUGACCUGGCGGGAGUGUGUGUGGGGUCACAGGAGGUUGAGGCGAGGUUGCUGUGUAAAACACCACACAGCAUCCUGGCAGGGAGCCCCUUCUUUACAGCAGUGUUCGCUGAGGUCGGCUGUACCGUGGACUGGAUUUAUCAGGAGGGAGCUGAGAUCGGUCCCGAUGCCAUCACACUGACUGCUGUGGUGAGAGGCCCAGCAAGGUGCCUCCUCCUUGGGGAAAGGCCAGCUCUCAACUGCCUGGCCCGGGCCUCAGGUAUUGCCACCCGCUGUUCUAAGCUCCAGGCAAUGGCAACAGUGGGAGGCUGGCAUGGAGAAGUGGCUGGCACACGCAAGACCACCCCGGGCUUCCGUCUGGUGGAAAAGUAUGCCAUGCUGGUUGGCAAUGUGUCCAUGCACAGACAGGACCUGAGUUCAAUGGUGAUGCUGAAGGACAACCACGUCUGGGCAUCAGGAAGUAUCACACAGGCUGUGAAAGCUGCCCGAUCAGUGUGUGGCUUCAGCAGUAAGAUUGAGGUGGAGUGCCGCUUUAUAGAGGAGGGCAGAGGGGCGGCCAGGGCUGGAGCAGACAUCGUUAUGCUGGACAACUUCAAACCUCAGGAGCUCCAUGCUGCAGCUCAGGCACUGAAGGAGGAGUUCCCAGCACUACUGAUAGAAGCCAGUGGAGGAGUGACUCCAGAGAACUUAGCUAUGUAUUUCUCCCCACAUGUGGACAUCAUUUCCCUGGGCGGCAUAACACAGGGUUGCCCAGUUGUGGAUUUUUCUCUCAAGGUUCAGAAGCCUGUUGUGCAGUCAAGCCUCCAAGAAUGAGGACCUCCUCAAAUAGGAUGUGCACUGAUUGAAUGAGAAAAUUAAGUAACAUUUUCUUCUGAAUAGAUGAGACUUUUUAGUGUGUACGUUUAUUUCCUGUAACAACAUUACAGUAGUCUACUGUUGCUCAAGCUUGAGAAAUAGUUCACAUCCUGUUUGCUCACUGUGUCAUCAGUCAUUUGAUGAGGAUAAAAGGAAAACAGAAAUGAGGCUGGACUCACUUCUCUGCUGGGGCCAUGUAGACAGAAAGACAAUUUCAUUUAGUUCUUGAAAUACAAAACAUGCAGAGCUGAAUUGCCAUAGAGGAACAGCAGCCACAAGUUGAAACUAAUCAACAGAGAUAACAACAACAUACAGAUUAAAAGGAAAACUUAAAAAAAGGCUGAUAUAUAGAUCAGCUUAGGCAAACUAUAAUAUGGCCCAGUAUGUAGAAGGGUUGGUAUACCUAAACAUUUUUAUUCUCACUUCAUUCUCACUUCUCAUUUUCUAACUCGUGGUGUCUUGCCAUUCAGAUUGUUUUGUUUUACAAUGGAGGUGAAUGGUGCUUCAAGUAUUGAAAACAUUUUUAAGUGCAACACUUCUGUCCAGAGACAAUGUCCUGAUAAUUUGUAGAGUUAAAAAUCGCAACAUAUUCUCACUCAAUGUUGUGUCAUGUGAUUAGUUUAAAGGGGGUCUAUUAUGCUAAUCUCUAGGUUCAUAUUUGUAUUUUGGGUUUCUACUUGAUCAUGUUUACUAGCUUUAAUUUACAAGAAGCACUUUAUUUUUCUCAUACUCUCUGUCAUAGAACAUUUGAAUUCACCCUCUGUCUAAGGCACUCCAUUUUAGAGCCUGUCUCUCUAAGUCCUCCUCCCGAAAAAGCCCAGUCUGCUCUAACCGGUCAGCCUUUCUGGUACUUCUGUAUCUGUGCUCUCUGCGUCUCUGAAACAUCAUUGCAACUGGGAACUGACUAACAGAGUAAACCAAAACCUUUACAACCAGACAUGUUCCAGCAGGAAUAUGAUCCAAAAUUUGGAAGACCACAUUAGCAUCCAUGAUUACAACUAUUCUUGAUGUUAGCAUGUAGCUACAUGUAACAGUGUACUUGCAGCUGGACAAUGACUAAUAAAGUAUGGUGGCACCUCCUACUGUAAAACAUCA